Messenger RNA from Pterocles gutturalis (yellow-throated sandgrouse), 1214 nucleotides. RefSeq names its product zinc finger protein 408 (gene ZNF408). The record is from RefSeq and is a predicted model, not a curated record. Gene Ontology annotation, molecular function: DNA-binding transcription factor activity, RNA polymerase II-specific; RNA polymerase II transcription regulatory region sequence-specific DNA binding. Lineage: Eukaryota; Metazoa; Chordata; Aves; Pterocliformes; Pteroclidae. Gene Ontology annotation, biological process: regulation of transcription by RNA polymerase II. Gene Ontology annotation, cellular component: nucleus. The annotation marks the transcript as partial. The transcript has 5 exons.
GGGAGCCUGAUCUCUCCAAGGUGGUACCUGAUGAAGCCACAAUCCUUGAUGGUCCUGCUGAGGAGGAUCCUACAGAGGAGCGCAGGUACUGCUGUGGGGAGUGUGGCAAAGCCUUCCUGCAGCUCUGCCACCUCAAGAAGCACCGCUUUGUCCAUGCUGGCCACAAGCCCCUCCUGUGCACAGAGUGCGGCAAGAGCUAUAGUUCAGAGGAGAGCUUCAAGGCCCACGCGUUGGCCCACCGGGGCGUGCGGCCUUUCCCGUGCACCCAGUGCGACAAGGCUUACCGCACCAAGCGAGACCUGCAGGAGCACCAGGUCCUGCACACGGGCCAGCGCCCCUUCUCCUGCGAGCAGUGCAGCAAGACCUUUGCACGCCGGCCCUCUCUCCGCAGUCACAGGAAGAUCCACAUAGCCGCAGGGACCGGUCCCGCUGGUCCUAAGGGAUGCCAGUGUGCCAUAUGUGGACAUCAUCUGGCCACCCCCGGCUCCUUGCGCAACCACGUGCACCUGCACACAGGGAAACGCCCUUACGCCUGUCCCUACUGCGGCAAGGACUUCCGACAGCAGAGCAACCUGCGCGAGCACCUCCGCUUACACACGGGCGAGAAGCCCUACAAGUGCCGCUUCUGCAGUGACGCCUUCCCCAAGCUGCCGGAGCUGCGGCGACACCUCAUCUCCCACACGGGCGAGGCCCACCUCUGCACCGUCUGCAGCAAAGCACUGCGGGACCCCCACACGCUGCGUGCCCACAAGUGCUUGCAGACGGGCGAGCGCCCUUUCCGCUGCGAGCAGUGCAGCAAGUCCUACACUCUGGCCACGAAGCUGCGCCGCCACCAGAAAUCCCACCUGGCUGACAAGCCCUACAAAUGUGAGCUCUGCGGCCUGGGCUACACCCUUCCCCAGAGCCUCGCCCGCCACGCGCUCACCCACAAGGCAGAAAAGAACCGUGAGGAACUCCCUACUGCAGUGGAGGAGGUUGCAGCAGAGCCCACCUUGCUCAUGCCUCAAUGCAGCCCUGUAGAUCCUGGGGCACACGGGAGGCCUGAUGGGUGUUUGCCAUCAGCAAAGGACAUCAUUGAAAUCAGCAUCUCGGAGCACAAGGACAAGUGUGUUAUAGUGCAGGAUGAGGGCUCACCAAGUGAUGUGGUCAUCAUCCAGGAGGGGAUGGGCUUCGGAGCAGUGGCACAAGUGGUGGAGGUUGAGACUGGGACCUGA